GCUGAAUAUUUAUGAAAGACGGGUAACAUUAUGUUAUGCAUGCCACGUUUUAAUUAGUAGUUUAGGACCGUGCAAUCGCUACUAAUGCUGCGUUCUUCAUAAGUUCAAAAUUUUUUCGAGAUAUCUAGAGAACGUUCAAGUUAUUUUUCAUGAUGGCCCAAAGCCGGUACUUUAGGCGAGGACAAUACUCCGGCAAGCAUUUUAACUUGGCAAACACAGUACUGGUGAAGCUGGAAGAAGGCGUAUUCUGCUUAGGAUAUCUUCAGGAUGUCCAAGGGGAUGAUGUUUAUAUUGAUUUUGAUUGUGCCGUGAUUUGCCCUUCGUGGGUGCAAACCCGGUUCGUGUGGUUCCAUAAUCUUAUUGAGGACAGCAGUGGUCCUGAUGUCCAAGUUGCUCUGCGGAGCGAGAACGAGCAAUGGAAAGGUGCGUAUGUAUUCCAACCAGCAAGAAAAGUCGGAAAGUGUGGAUGGGACAACUUGUAUAUGUGUUACAUUACAACGGAAAGACAGGCUUGUACGGAACAGAAGCCUACAUUCCAACUGGUGCAUCGCUGGCAGAUUGUGAAAGAAUUGCCGGACGAAAAUUGUUCAUCAAUAUGCGACCAACGAAAUCAGAUCCAUUUCGGAAAGCAUACCAUUCUUUUAACGGACUCACUUACUCUGCCGGCAAUCAAUGAAUCAAACGUCGCAAAUUUCUUGGACAGCGCAUUCGGGAAAUAUCAGAAGAGGAUCAGCACUCCAUUUCCGGACAUCCGCGAUCGAUUGUAUGUGGGACUUAGUGCCAAAAAGAUUACCAUCACUAUUUUAGAUAUUUCGACAUUCCGGGAAGGUCAGCGCGGUAAAGCAUGGUGGGAGGAUGGAAUUCACGAAAAACUGCUAGCUGCCGAAAAUUGUUUGCUGAAAAGUGAGGGCUCGUAUUAUUCAUAUCGUUCCAACCGUUGGGAGAUGCAGCUGUGUUGCGCCAAAGCAACAAAAAACGAAAGUAUUCUGCUGUCACUUGGUAUCCGGUCUUUGGAUGUCAUGGCAGAAAUUCUGGCGCUUCUGGAUGCUCAUUCCCUUGCCUACAGCCGACGGGUGUGUGUUUUGUGGAACACAUUAGCAGAAACCGACGCAUUCUCAUUCAUGAAUACAUUUACUACAAUUGACUUCCGCUAUAUCUGCACUGAAAGAAUCGUCCGGUGGGACACAAAAGGAUAUUACACUGGAUUCGUAUUAGAGCAGAGCAUCAAAAGCCAUACGAAGGUUCUUGCGUUGCUCAACAUGGUCGAAGAUCAUGAGAUGUCAGGAAUGGAAAAUGUUGUUUCUACUUUUCUGCUGAUAAAAAGCAGAUGUUUUUCGAUCAUCGUCGUGAAGAACUAUUAUCGGAAAGUUUCUUUGCCGUUUUCAGCAAUUUUGCAGUCCACUCCGAUGACGCUUCGGUUUGCUAGACGCUGCAGAACAUUAAUAUUGUUGGAUUUCACCGUUACGAUCCCCCACCGCCGGUAUCUGCAUUUUGCCUUUAGUAUGCCGGGCUACUGUCAAGCUGAUGAUAACGUACGCCUGCUCAUAACCAUUCCUUAUAUAAAACUAGACGGUUACCACGACGGUAUAAAGAAUAUCGUACGACGUUUUAAAGCCGCCUUAAACGAACAAUGUCCCGUCUUGGAUGUUGGGGUCGCAAAUCAGCUGAGACAACUGUAUGCCAAUUGGCUUCGAACAAUUCCGCCUUAUGACGCUCGAUGGGGAGGAUUUAUAUCGUUGCUAGAGCUAUUACCUUGUUCGCUACCUUGCCCGCUACCUUGUCAAUGUUCUCUACAGAUUACCUUGUUCGCUACCUUGCCCGUCAAGGUAUAUUUCGGCAGCCAGCUAGCAGUCUAUCGGCCUGUCUUAACUACUAGUACUAAACACAUACAGCGUAAGUACAUACUACAUACCUAUUUCUUCAUGCAAAAUCGCAACUGUUUAGUGGCCAACGUUUGCGGGGAGUGAAGGUAUUCAAAUUAAUUUAAUUUGAGGGUGAUGUUACGCAAGCACCCUCAGUGUUAGUUUGUCACGUACUAAUUGGCGCAGCAGUUUGUCCUUAAGAACAACAUACUAGAAGUACUGCAUUACUCCUUAUCCGGCACUAUUCGCCCGAUCGACUAGCAUUGUCAGAUCUGGACGGUGUGGCGCUGCCUGCCCCUUGCCGGGCAUCUCGCAACAUGUAUGACUUAUUCCUUAUACUCGGUGUUAUGGAAUUUGAUCGUACGGGUACGUAGUCAGACGUACUUGCAAAAGCAAAAUAAUGGAGUAUACGACGUGAAUACAGACAGAAAUACAUGUGAAUAGUGAAUACAUAAGAAUACGUGAAAUACAGUGAACAAAAAAAACGGGCCGAUUUUACAGAGUGGUACGAAAUGGGCCAGAUAGGCCUAGGCGCGUAGACUGACGACCGAAAUAUGUGGAAGCUGAAGGGAGCGCCGGCCGAAAUUUACUGCGAGUCUGCGACCGAAGUGAACGGCGGCCGAACUGAAUCGCGGCCGAAAAACUUUGGCCGAAAUGAAAACGGCCGAAGUGAUGGGUAACCG
This is a messenger RNA of Paramacrobiotus metropolitanus, 2545 nucleotides long. RefSeq lists its product as uncharacterized. Lineage: Eukaryota; Metazoa; Tardigrada; Eutardigrada; Parachela; Macrobiotidae. The record is from RefSeq and is a predicted model, not a curated record. The coding region runs from base 150 to 1967 and encodes 605 amino acids. The transcript is spliced from 4 exons. Gene Ontology annotation, molecular function: protein binding.